AUGGUAAAUGAUGGAUAUAGAAUAAUUAUUGAUAAAACAACAACUGUUGAAGCAUUAAAUAUGAAAAAAGAUGAUGAUACUCUACGAAUUGUUUAUACCAAAACAAUGGAGUUAUUUUUAGUACCCAUUGUUGAUAAUAAAGAAUAUACUGCAUUAUCCGAGUUGAACGUUCAUUUAAAUCCUCAACAUUCAACUAAUUCUUCACCAGUUGAAAUUAUGGCUAUUGAUACAUUUGUUAUAAAAGCGAUGAUGACAAUCAUGGAGCUCAAUGAGUAUUAUGAAGAAAAAAAAAGUUAA
This is a messenger RNA of Rotaria sordida, 297 nucleotides long. The record is from the annotation of a GenBank genome assembly. Lineage: Eukaryota; Metazoa; Rotifera; Eurotatoria; Philodinida; Philodinidae.